Molecule: messenger RNA, 792 nt
Organism: Dufourea novaeangliae
Lineage: Eukaryota; Metazoa; Arthropoda; Insecta; Hymenoptera; Halictidae
Gene: Ercc1
Product: DNA excision repair protein ERCC-1
Exons: 5
Coding region: 1-792 (263 amino acids)
Biological process (GO): nucleotide-excision repair; mitotic recombination; meiotic mismatch repair
Cellular component (GO): nucleus; nucleotide-excision repair factor 1 complex; ERCC4-ERCC1 complex
Molecular function (GO): damaged DNA binding; single-stranded DNA binding
Source: RefSeq, a predicted model, not a curated record
AUGGAAACAAAUAUGGAUAGAAACAAGGGCAUUACGGGUGAUAAUGAUGUUUCUCCACCUAAAAAAGGAAAGAAUGAAUCUUCCUUUCAAGCUGCAUUUAGCGAGUUAAAAAACUCUGCAUUUUUUGAUGAAGAAUUGCCAGGACCUUCAAACAGAGGCCCCAAGGAUUUAUCGAAAUUUAAUACACUUUCAGUCAAUUUGAAGCAAAAAGGAAAUCCACUACUAAAAUUCAUAACAAAUGUUCCUUGGGAAUUUUCCGAAAUUGUGCCAGACUAUGUAAUGGGAAAAACAAGUUGUGCAUUAUUUUUAUCAAUUCGAUAUCAUCAGCUCAAUCCUGAUUAUAUUCAUGAAAGACUGAAAUCUUUGGGAAAUAUGUAUAAUCUUCGAGUUCUUUUAGUCCAGGUGGAUGUGGCAGACCCUCAUCAUGCUCUAAAACAUUUAACAAGAAUGUGCAUUCUUGCGGACCUGACACUGAUGUUAGCAUGGAAUGCAGAGGAUGCUGGUAAAAUUAUUGAAACAUAUAAAAUUUAUGAAAAUAAACCACCAGAUGCAAUUAUGGAAAGAAGUGAUACAGCCCCUUAUCAGAAGUUGGUAAAUGCUUUAACAACAAUACGAUCAGUCAAUAAAACAGAUGCUACAACUCUUUUAUCAACUUUUGGAUCUUUAAGUGAAUUGAUAAAGGCAAAGCCAAAUACACUGGCUCUUUGUCCUGGUAUUGGAUUACAAAAAGCGGAAAGAAUUUGUAAAACAUUACACGAACCAUUUUUACAUCCUUCAAGGUCUAUACAGUAG